Messenger RNA from Leucoraja erinaceus (little skate), 4585 nucleotides. RefSeq lists its product as uncharacterized. The record is from RefSeq and is a predicted model, not a curated record. Bases 1307 to 2380 code for a protein of 357 amino acids. The transcript is spliced from 2 exons. NCBI's taxonomy places the organism in Eukaryota, Metazoa, Chordata, Chondrichthyes, Rajiformes, Rajidae.
GUAACAGGUACAUUAACGUCAUGGCAAAAUGUUGCAGGUUGUGCAAUUCUGUGCACACACAAACAUGUUCAGAGAACAGGCAGCAGAACAGUUCUGAAGAAAGGUCAACUCUGUUUCUUUUAUUCACAAGUGUGGUCUGAUCCAGAGUAUUUCCAACCUUUCCUCUUGAUCGUGAUGGUAUAUUAACUUUCUGUACAGCUAGAAAGCUGCUCUUGGAUAUCUAUUCAUCAGAUUCUGUGCGAUCUUUGAAUGCAGAGCAAUACUGUAAACCCUUGUCACAAUGCUGGAUCUAGCAUUGGGAAAUUGGGAAGGGCAAGUUAAUGAAGUGUUUGUGGAAGAGCCUUUUGGAACCAGUGACCAGGGUUUGAUUAUGUUUAAGAUAGUUAUGGAUAGGGACGGAGAGGGUCCACGUGGUAAAGUGCUCAACUGGGGUAAGGCCAACUUUGAGGGUAUGAGAGAAGGUCUCGCUCAAGUUGACUGGAGCAGGUUAUUUGAGGGGAAAGGAACAUCGGUCAAGUGGGAUGUUUUUAAAAGUGUACUGACGAAAGCUCAGGAUAUGUACGUCUCCGUUAGAGUGAAGUGCCAAGCAGGCAAACAUAAGGAAGCUUGGCUGACGAGGGAAAUUGAGGCAUUGGUCAAAAACCAGAAGGAUGCAUGGGGCAGAUAUGGGCAGCUGGGAUCAAGUGCAUCCCUGGAGGAGUUUCGGGGACUAAGGAGUAAACUGAAAAAGGAGAUCAGAAGGGCAAAAAGGGACCAGGAUAGCUCUGGCGAGUAGCAUUAAGGACAAUCCCAAAAGAUUUUAUAAAUACCUAAGGGGGAAAUGUAUUUAACGAGGAGAAAGACACUAGGACAGAGGAAAUUGGGGCAGUCAAUGGAACUGUCUUGAGAGCAGUCAGUGUUAUUGUCGAAGAAGUACUGAAGGUACUGCCAUGUAUGAAGGUAGACAAAUCUCCAGGGUCUGAUCAGAUAUAUCCAAGGACAUUGCUGGAAACUAGAGAGAAUAUUGCGGUUCCCCUGGUUGAAAUUUAUCAGUCAUCCUUAAAUACAGGAGAGGUGACGGAAGACUGGAGGGUGGCAAAUGUUGUGCCUCUUUUCAAGAAGGGCUGCAAGGAAAAUGCUGGGAACUAUAGGCCGGUGAGCUAAACAUCAGUAGUUGGAAAGUUACUAGAGAGUAUUCUGAGGGAUAGGCUUUACAGACAUUUGGAUGGGCAAGGGCUGAUUAGGGAUAGUCAGCAUGGUUUUGUACGUGGGAGGUCGUGUCUCACAUAUCUGAUUGAUUUUUUUGAAGACGUGAACAAAAAGGUUGAUGAGGGCAGAACUGUUGUGUACAUGGAUGUCAGUAAGGCAUUCGACAAGGUUCUGCAAGGUAGGCUGCUCAUGGAAGGUUAGAUCGCAUGGGAUCCAAGGAGAGUUAGCUGGAUGGAUAGCAAAUAGGCUCCAUGGACGGAAGCAGAGGGUGAUGGUGGAAGGUUGCUUCUCAGACUGGAGGUCUGUGAAUAGUGGUGUGCCUCAGGGUUUGGUGCCGGGCCUAUUUGUCAUCUACAUCAAUGAUUUGGACGAGAACAUACAGGGCAAGAUUAGCAAGUUUGGUGAUGAUACAAAAUUGAUUGAUUUUGCAGACAGUGAAGAUGGUUGUGAAAGAUUGCAGCAGGAUCUGGAUCGAUUGGCCAGAUGGUCGGAGGAAAAGUUAAUGGAAUUUAAUACAGAGAAGUGUGAGAUGUUGCAUUUUGGGACGUCGAACAAGGGCAGGACCUACACAGUAAAUAGUAGGCCUCUGGGUAGUGUUGUAGAGCAGUGGGAUCUAGGAGUGCAGGCGCAUGGAUCCUUGAAAGUCGAGUCACAGGUAGAUAAUGAGGACAAAAAUGCUUUUGGCACUUUGGCCUUCAUCAGUCAGAGUAUUGAGUAUAGAAGUUGGGAGGUCAUGUUGCAGUUGUAUAAGACAUCAGUGAGACUGCAUUUAGAAUAUUGUGUUCAGUUCUGGGCACCAUGUUAUAGGAAAGAUAUCGUCAAGCUUGAAAGGGUCCAGAAAAGAUUUAUGAGAAUGUUGCCAGGACUAGAGGGUGUGAUCUAUAGGGAGAGGUUGAGUAGGCUGCGUCUCUAUUCCUUGGAGCGCAGGAGGCUGAGGGGAGAUCUUAUAGAGGUGUACAAAAUCAUGAGAGCAAUUGAUCUCUUGCUCAUAGGGGAAUCGAGGGCCAGAGGACAUAGAUUCAAGGUGAAGGGGAAAAGAUUUAAUAGGAAUCUGAGGGGUAACAAAAGGUGGUGGGUGUAUGGAACAAGCUGCCAGAGGAGGUUGUUGAGUCUGGAACUAUCCCAUUGUUUAAGAAACAUGGAUAGGACAGGUUUGGAGGGAUAUGGACCAAGCGCAGGCAGGUGGGACUAGUGUAGAUGGGACAUUGUGUGGGUGAGUUGGGCUGAAGGGCCUGUUUCCACACUGUAUCACUCUAUCACUCUAUAACGGAUCAAGGGAGGAGGGGGGGGAAAUGAUGUCCAUUAUUGCCGAUUGCCCGCUAUAACCGAGUAAGGGAUUUACUGUGAAGUGAGCUAUUUUCAAAUACAAAAUUUGUUUUAACAACUAAAAAUUUACUUUUGUAACUGCAAGCAAAAAAUGCUAAAGGCUGGUUGUUACAUUGCUUAUUAGAAUUAAGUGUGGAUCGGAGUAAUUGCUUGUCAUAUUCAUUGCCUUGCCAAUUUCAAUUACCUGUCAAUUUCGACAACUUGUCAAUUUCUAUGUCUUGUCAAUUUCAAUGGCCUCCGCAGUGUAACUGAUGGGCCUGUCCCACUGUAGGAGCUAAUUCAAGAGCUCUCCGGAGUUUAAAAAAAAAUUAAACUUGUGGUAAGCACGUAGAAUGUACGUAGCGGGUACGUCGGAGCUCGGGAUGUCUCUUAGCUGCUUGUAACGCUAACGGCUGGUACUCGGGAAACGCAGUAAGCUCGUGAAGACUCGUGAACAUGUUGAAAAAUGUCCAUGAGAGCCCCGAGUACCUACGAUCGGCUAUUACCGUAAUUCUCCGAGUUCGAAUCAGGGGAAACUCGGGAGAACUCUUGAAUUAGCUCGUACAGUGGGACAGCCCCUUAACAGCCUGUGUUCUUAUAGAGACAGUCCAUAUAACUGAAAUCUGUUAUCAAGAGGUUUGUUGUAACAAAGGUUUACUGUACUUUGAUAUUCCGUUGUGUCGUGAUGCAACCUUUGGUAAAUAGGUUUGGUUCUUCCGGUCUGUAGAAGGUUGGAAGAGGCAGCAGCUCUAUCUCCAACGAACACCUGUGGGCUUCAAACAUGCAAUUCAUCCAAUUCCAUCCAUUUACCAACAUAUUCCUGGAUGUACCUGAUCACUGCCGUUUGGAGGCAACUUUGUUUUUCUUACUGUUGCAUUAUGUGGCAGGCAGUGUUAUAAUGGCAUGUCAUCAACCACGAGGUUUGCAGACAAUUCCCUUUGUUAAUCUGGAUAAAUUAUGUGGGCCCUUUGCAGUCUGAAACCAUGGUCUCAAUAACACAGCUCACAACACUUAUCCUCCUCCGUUAACUCGUGUAUAUUUAUCUCUGUUGCUCCAUUUAUCUUUGCUAUAAUACCAUCUGGGGUAACAAGUCACGCGAACCAACAUGAAGCCGUAUCAGAGAUGAUCAAAUAUAUGUUAUUAUCAAUGGAAUAUAUUUUGUUAAAGAAAGGAAAGGAAAAAUAGACACUACAUAGGUUAAAGCUUGCUAUGUGAGGUAUGAGCUCAUUUACCCAGAAAAUAAAGUUUUAAAUAAAGCACUUAAAGCUAUGCCCCUGUCCCACUGAGGAAACCUGAACGGAAACCUCUGGAGUCUUUGCGCCCCACCCAAAGUUUCUGUGCGGUUCCCGGAGGUUUUUGUCAGUCUCCCUAGUGGUCGAAAAUGGUUUCCUCUUCUUCCAUGUUCCGCCGAUUAUUUCAAAAAAUUAGGCUGCCAGAAGAGAUCAUUGAUGCAGGUACUGUAACAGCACGGAAAGAUAUUUAGAAGAUCAACACAAAUUGUUCAAGUUCAAGUUCCCGUUUAUUGUCACUUAACCAACUAAGGUAAAGUGAAAUUUGAGUAACUCAGAGCGUCAGGCAGCAUCUCUGGAGAAAAAGGAUGGGUGACAUUCAGAAAAGAUAUUUGGACAGGUAUAUGGAUAGGAAAGGUUUUCAUAAGUUCAUGUUACAGGAGCAGAAUUAGGCCAUUUGAUCCAUCAAGUCUACUCUGCCAUUCAUUCAUAGCUGAUCUAUCUUUCCCUCCCAACCCCAUUCUCCUGCAUUCUCCCCAUAGCCCUUGACACCCUUUCUAAUCAAGAAUCUGUCAAUCUCCACCUUAAAAAUAUCAAUUGACUUGGCCUCCACAACCUUCUGUGGCAAUGAAUUCCACGGACUCACCACCCUCUGACGAAAGAUAUUGCUCCUCAUCUUCUUUCUAAAGAUACGUCCUUUUAUUUUGAGACAAUGGCCUCUGGUCCUAGACUCUCCCACUAGUGGAAACAUCCUCUCCACAUCCAUUCUAUCCACGCCUUUCACUCUUUGAUAAGUUUCAAUGAGGGAGAUGAGCUAACACGGGCAAAUGGGGCUGGAUUAGAUGGUGCAUCUUGAUCGGCAU